AUGCAUCAAAUAGCGUAUAAACAGCAAAAACUACUAGUAAACAUGUCAUUGAGAUUGCCACAGAACCCCAAUGCGGGCUUGUUCAAGCAAGGGUACAACAGUUACUCGAAUGCCGACGGUCAGAUCAAUAAAUCCAUUGCUGCUGUUCGUGAACUACAUCAGAUGUGUCUGACCUCUAUGGGUCCAUGCGGGAGAAACAAGAUCAUCGUCAACCAUUUGGGUAAGAUUAUUCUCACUAAUGAUGCUGCUACUAUGUUGCGUGAGUUGGAUAUUGUUCAUCCAGCCGUGAAGGUCCUCGUGAUGGCCACUGAACAGCAAAAGAUCGACAUGGGUGAUGGUACCAACUUAGUCAUGGUUCUCGCUGGGGAAUUAUUGAAUGUAUCUGAGAAGUUAGUUGCCCUGGGAUUGUCUCCGGUGGAAAUCAUUCAGGGUUACAAUAUGGCCAAGAAUUUCACUCUUGAAGAAUUGGACAAGUUGGUUGUCGAUGAAGUUAGCGAUAAAACCAAGAAGGAAGAGCUCCUAAAGAUCAUUAAGCCUGUGAUUUCGUCAAAACAAUAUGGGUCUGAAGAUAUUCUAAGCAGCUUGGUUGCCGAGGCCGUCUCCUAUGUGCUACCAAAGGGCUCUGUCAGCAACCCAUACUUCAACGUCGACUCUAUCCGUGUCGUUAAGAUCAUGGGUGGGUCUCUUGCCAACUCCUCAGUCAUCAAAGGUAUGGUGUUCAACAGAGAACCAGAAGGCCAUGUGAAAUCCCUGCCAGAAGGUGAGAAACAUAAAGUUGCCGUCUUUACCUGUCCAUUAGACAUUGCCAACACCGAGACCAAGGGAACUGUUUUACUGCAUAACGCUCAAGAAAUGCUCGACUUCUCGAAAGGUGAAGAAAAACAAAUUGAUGCCAUGAUGAAAGAGAUUGCUGACAUGGGUGUGAAAUGUAUUGUUGCUGGUGCUGGUGUGGGUGAACUGGCUCUACAUUACUUGAACAGAUAUGGAAUUCUCGUUUUGAAAGUUCCAAGCAAGUUUGAAUUGAGAAGAAUAUGCCGUGUAUGCGGUGCUACACCAAUGCCAAGACUCGGUGCUCCAACACCAGAAGAAUUAGGUGUAGUGGAUACCGUAAAGACCAUGGAAAUCGGUGGUGAUAGAGUUACUGUUUUCAAGCAAGAAGCAGACGAGGUUACGAGAACAUCCACAAUCAUUCUCAGAGGUGCCACACAAAACAACCUGGACGACAUAGAAAGAGCUAUUGACGGUGGUGUGUCCGCCAUUAAGGGUUUAAUGAAGCAAGCAGGUGGCCAGCUAUUGCCUGGUGCCGGUGCCACUGAAAUCGAGCUAGUCUCUAGAAUCACCAAGUUCGGUGAAAAGACCCCUGGUUUGCUACAACUUGCUAUCAAGCAAUUUGCUCUAGCAUUCGAAGUCAUUCCACGUACACUUGCUGAAACCUCCGGUCUCGAAGUGAACGAAGUAUUACCAAACUUGUACGCCUCCCAUGCCAACGAGAGCGAAGAAAGUCUGUAUCAGGGUAUUGACGUUGAUGGAGAACAGGAAGAAGGGAUCAAGGACAUCAGAGAAGAAGGUAUCUACGACAUGCUAGCCACGAAGAAGUUCGCAAUUAAUGUUGCCACGGAAGCUGCCACUACAGUCCUGUCUGUGGACCAAAUCAUCAUGGCCAAGAAGGCGGGUGGACCAGCAGCCCCUCAAGCACCAAGACCAGGUAACUGGGACCAAGCGGACUAG
Messenger RNA from Kazachstania africana CBS 2517, 1728 nucleotides. RefSeq lists its product as uncharacterized. The transcript has a single exon. Lineage: Eukaryota; Fungi; Ascomycota; Saccharomycetes; Saccharomycetales; Saccharomycetaceae. Gene Ontology annotation, cellular component: chaperonin-containing T-complex. Gene Ontology annotation, biological process: protein folding. The coding region runs from base 1 to 1728 and encodes 575 amino acids. The record is from RefSeq and is a predicted model, not a curated record. Gene Ontology annotation, molecular function: ATP binding; ATP hydrolysis activity; ATP-dependent protein folding chaperone.